ACAAUAAUACUCUCUCUCUCUCUUCAUACGGGUACCACCUCCAUUGGAGAGACGAGAGAGAGAGAGAGAGGAGGGUUUAGAGAGAAAAAAUGGCUGCCUCACUCCAAGCUGCUGCCACACUUAUGCAGCCCACCAAGCUUGGUGGGUCAAGUAGAAAUGGGUUGCAGUUGAGGUCUUCUUCUCAAAUUUGCAAGGCCUUUGGGUUCGAGCCCUCUAGUGCUAGGCUCACUUGCUCAAUUCAAGAGGACCUUAGAGAAUUGGCUCACAAGUGUGUUGAUGCCACUAAGCUAGCCGGAUUUGCUCUUGCUACUUCUGCCUUGGUGGUAGCGGGAGCUAACGCAGAGGGGGUUCCCAAGAGGCUAACCUACGAUGAGAUCCAGAGCAAGACAUACACGGAGGUCAAGGGCACCGGCACCGCGAACCAGUGCCCGGCGAUCGAUGGCGGGGUCGACAAAUUUGCCUUCAAGCCAGGCAAAUACAACAUGAAGAAGUUUUGCUUGGAGCCAACCUCCUUCACCGUCAAGGCCGAGAGCAUAAACAAGAACGCUCCUCCGGAGUUCCAGAAGACCAAGCUCAUGACCCGGCUCACUUACACACUGGAUGAGAUUGAGGGUCCCUUUGAGGUUUCGCCCGAUGGCACAGUCAAGUUUGAGGAGAAAGAUGGCAUCGACUAUGCAGCGGUUACAGUGCAGCUUCCCGGAGGAGAGAGAGUGCCCUUCCUCUUCACCAUAAAGCAACUUGUUGCUUCAGGGAAGCCCGAACGCUUUGGAGGGCAAUUCUUGGUGCCCUCAUACCGAGGCUCGUCAUUCUUGGACCCUAAGGGUCGAGGUGGGUCGACAGGAUACGAUAACGCGAUCGCCCUGCCUGCAGGAGGAAGAGGAGAUGAUGAGGAGCUCCAGAAAGAGAACAUCAAGAACACAGCAUCCUCUACUGGGAACAUAACCCUCAGUGUCACCAAGAGCAAGCCAGAAUCCGGUGAGGUGAUUGGAGUUUUCGAGAGCAUCCAGCCGUCGGAUACCGACUUGGGGGCGAAGACCCCUAAGGAUGUGAAGAUCCAAGGGAUCUGGUAUGCCCAGCUUGAGUAAAGUGUUCUAAUCUCCUUACCCCCUUCCCCUUUCCUGAAUGCUUUUUGAUAGAAAUAAACUAUUGCUGUAUAUGUACAUGGUAUGAUCUUCAUUUUGUAUUUCCCAAGCUUUUCUUCCGCAUUCUAAUUUAAAUAUCUGAUACCGAAGUUUGAGCCCUA
This is a messenger RNA of Amborella trichopoda, 1243 nucleotides long. Its product is annotated as oxygen-evolving enhancer protein 1, chloroplastic. Gene Ontology annotation, cellular component: photosystem II oxygen evolving complex. Gene Ontology annotation, biological process: photosystem II assembly; photosystem II stabilization. NCBI's taxonomy places the organism in Eukaryota, Viridiplantae, Streptophyta, Magnoliopsida, Amborellales, Amborellaceae. Gene Ontology annotation, molecular function: oxygen evolving activity. The record is from RefSeq and is a predicted model, not a curated record.